Molecule: messenger RNA, 1839 nt
Organism: Truncatella angustata
Lineage: Eukaryota; Fungi; Ascomycota; Sordariomycetes; Amphisphaeriales; Sporocadaceae
Product: POT family protein
Exons: 3
Coding region: 1-1839 (612 amino acids)
Biological process (GO): transmembrane transport
Cellular component (GO): membrane
Molecular function (GO): dipeptide transmembrane transporter activity
Source: RefSeq, a predicted model, not a curated record
AUGGCUGAGAACGUAGUUGGCUUGACCGUCCAAAAGGUCGUAGAACCUGCUGCCGAUCAAGGUCUCCAUUCCGAAAAGGCACAUCUUGGCCACACAAGCGCAUCUAUCACGGCCGAUGCCACUCUUCAUGACCACAACUUGGAGUCUCAAUCGCGCUCAGAAGACGAGAAUGCCCAGAUCUUUGACCCCGCAGAAUAUCCACCUCCGACUGAGGAAGAGCGUACGACGCUGCGCAAGGUGCACGACUCCAUUCCAUGGGUCUCAUGGCUACUUUGUAUCGUCGAAAUGUCUGAAAGGGCUUCGUACUAUGGUGUCAAAGCUGCGUUCAACAACUACAUGCAAUUUCCUCUCCCGGAGGGCGGACCUGGUACUGGCGCCGUCAACCCUGCGAAGCCCAAUGGACAUGCUGGCGCUUUGAACCUAGGGCUGCAGACUGCAUCUGCAUUGGGUCUUUUGUUCACCUUCUUGGCAUAUGUUAUCCCAAUCUUUGGAGCAUGGGUCGCCGAUGUCAAGAUUGGACGGUAUCAGGCUAUCAUUUGGGGUGUUCUGGUUGGCGCCGUCGCUCAUGUUAUUAUGGUUGGAGGCGCUGCUCCCGCUCUUUUGCAGGCCGGGAAAGGUGUUGCGCCCUUUCUCAUCAGUUUUUUCCUCCUGGCUAUCGGAGCCGGCAUCUUCAAGCCGAACGUUGCGCCGACUGUCAUUGAUCAGUACAAGUAUCAGAGGGAGUACACGAGAGUGCUCAAGUCGGGUGAAAAGGUGCUUGUCGACCCAGAGACGACCAUCAGCCAUAUCAUGCUUAUCUUCUAUGCAUUCAUCAAUGUUGGUGCUUUCUUCGCCAUCGCUGUCGUCUAUAUCGAGAAAUAUCACAGCUUCUGGCUUGCGUACCUGGUCCCGGGGAUUGUCUACUUCUUGCUGCCAGUAUUGCUUGCGUUCAUGUACAAGCGUACCGUCAGGACACCACCUCAGGGCUCGGAUCUGACCCGUUUCGUCAAGAUCACCAUCGCGGCGUUGAAAGCGAGCAAGGGCAAUAUCUUCUCAAAGAACCUAUGGCACAACGUCAAACCGUCCACGUUAGAGGAAAGAGGCACACGCGUCAGUUAUUCCGAAAAAGACGUUGACGACGCUCGGCGGACUUGGCAGGCCGUCCAGAUCUUCCUUUAUAUUCCCAUUUGGAACUUGAAUGAUGGCGGCGUUGGAAAUGUGCAAAGCAAUCAGGGCGCUGCUAUGACCUCGGAUGGCGCGCCGAAUGAUUUGUUGUCGCACUUCAACCCUCUCUGCAUCAUUGUUUUCUCUCCAUUAAUGGCCGAGGUCGUGUACCCCUUCCUCAAACGCAGAGGCAUCAAGUUUGGCAGAAUCAGCCGAAUGACCUGUGGUUUCAUACUCGCGACUUUGUCUUCAGUCAUCGGUGCAGUCUUGCAAUACCGAGUCUACGAGACCAGCCCAUGUGGUUACUACGCCAGCGACUGCGACGGCGUGUCACCUAUUUCGAUCUGGUGGCAAGUGCCUAAUGUUGCCUUGGGUGCUAUGAGCGAAGUUUUCGUGAAUGUGACGUCGUAUGAGCUCGCGUAUGCUCGCGCCCCAGAACACAUGAGGUCCACGGUGGUUGCGCUGUUCUUGUUCAUGACGGCUCUGAGCAGUGCGCUUGGCGAGAUCUUGAUCCCCGCUAUCGCUGAUCCGACCCUAGUAUGGGCCUGGGCUGCUCCUGCUAUUGCUUUGUUUGUCCAGACUAUCAUCUUUUGGUGGAGGCACCGCAACGUCAAUGACGAUGUCUUCAUGACACAUGCCGAGGAUUUUGACCAGGUCCAACAUGAGAGCAAGGUCAUCCAAGAGCCAGAGAAAUAA